UCCCCUGGCACCAUGGCCGAGCCUUCGCUGCCCCUCUCCUUCCUCUGCCUCCUCGCCCUGUCCUCCGCCUGCUACAUCCAGAACUGCCCCCGCGGCGGGAAGCGGGCGCUGGCCGACACAGCUCUGAGACAGUGCCUGCCCUGCGGUCCCGGCAACAGAGGGAGCUGCUUCGGGCCCGGCAUCUGCUGCGGCACGGAGCUGGGCUGCUACCUGGGCACGGCGGAGACGCGGCGCUGCGCGCAGGAGGAUGCGCUGCCCUCGCCCUGCCAGCCCGACGGGCAGCCCUGCGGCUCCGGGGGCCGCUGCGCCGCGCCCGGCAUCUGCUGCACCGCCGAGACGUGCACCAUGGACAGCGCCUGCCUGGACGAGGGCGGCGAGGGCGCUCAGGAGGCGGCGGAGGAGAAGAACCUGACGCUGCUGGACGGCUCGGCCGGAGAUCUGCUCCUCAAGCUCAUGCACUUGGCAAACCGGCAGCAGCAGCAGCAGGGCAAGCACCCCCUGCUCUGA
Camarhynchus parvulus is the source of this 507-nucleotide messenger RNA. Its product is annotated as vasotocin-neurophysin VT-like. The transcript is spliced from 3 exons. Gene Ontology annotation, molecular function: neurohypophyseal hormone activity. NCBI's taxonomy places the organism in Eukaryota, Metazoa, Chordata, Aves, Passeriformes, Thraupidae. Gene Ontology annotation, cellular component: extracellular region; secretory granule. The record is from RefSeq and is a predicted model, not a curated record. Bases 13 to 507 code for a protein of 164 amino acids.